Molecule: messenger RNA, 698 nt
Organism: Colias croceus (clouded yellow)
Lineage: Eukaryota; Metazoa; Arthropoda; Insecta; Lepidoptera; Pieridae
Gene: MED9
Product: mediator of RNA polymerase II transcription subunit 9
Exons: 3
Coding region: 184-549 (121 amino acids)
Biological process (GO): regulation of transcription by RNA polymerase II
Cellular component (GO): mediator complex
Molecular function (GO): transcription coregulator activity
Source: RefSeq, a predicted model, not a curated record
UUGUCAUCGGCAUCCAUAAUUAUAUUUUUUAAUAUUUCCAAUCUCGCUGCUCGCGUGUCUAUUUUUAAGGAAUGUAAGAGGUAUUUUCUUGUAAUUGUAUUGUGUAUAUAAAAACAUCAAUGCAGGAUCAUAAAAUAUAGCAAAUAUUAGUUAAUUUCAUAGUUUAAAAACACAGUAGGUACUAUGGAAAACAAUACUGAUCAUUCAGAACAUUUGACUCCAAUCACUGUUCAAGAAGUAGAUGUAGACUUUUUGCCGAUUGUUUACGAAAUAAUACGAAGAUUAUUACGUACUUAUUUCAGCGUAGAGCGGGACUUUCACGAUAAUACUGCCAAGGUACGAGAGUCACAAGAUUGUAGCUUAAAAGUUUUAGAUCUACAGAAGAAAUUGGAUUUUGCGCGUGCACAGAUAAAGCGCCUACCUGGAAUAGAAUUCAACAAACAAGACCAACUUAAACAGUUUGAGAUACUCCAGACUCAACUACGGUUGAAAAGGGAAUUGCUGCAAAAGUAUCGUAAUAUGUGCUCUUUUGAGACUUCAUUCAAGUGAACAAUGCCUCUCCGAGCAAUAUUCAGAUAUUUAGCUAAUAAUGAAAGACUGGUUCAGAAGAUUGCCGAGUCCUACCCAGUUAGAAGAGCAGCCCAACUCGCUGUAUCUGUUUUCUUUAGAAGUAAAGAAAAGAUUUCAGAAUUGGACCC